ACCUCAGGAAAUCAAACUGAGUAUAAUAAAAAUGAUAAAAAAAAGUCUACUACAAAUGCAUCACAAAUUUCGCCUGAUGGAGAUAGAGUAGAAUUUCAAAUACAAGGUCAUGAAGGUCCAAAAACAUAUAUUUUUGGAUUUGAUACUGGAAUCGGAAAAAACAGACAAUACAGAUUAGAGGAACGUUUCAAUGAUGGUACAGUGAAAGGUCAUUAUGGUUACUAUGAUGCUAGAGGAAAAUUACGGACUGUUAAAUAUAUUGCUAAACCUAUCGAAGGCUAUCAAGAGAAACAUCAUGAAACAAUUAUCCAAGGAGUUGACAAUUGAAUUUCAUUUACUCUAACAAACCUGAGAUUAAAACAUUUAUUAACAAUAACAAUUAGUGUAUAUAACAA
This is a messenger RNA of Polistes dominula (European paper wasp), 395 nucleotides long. RefSeq lists its product as uncharacterized. The record is from RefSeq and is a predicted model, not a curated record. NCBI's taxonomy places the organism in Eukaryota, Metazoa, Arthropoda, Insecta, Hymenoptera, Vespidae.